ACGCGUCUUGUGUCCUUCUUUGUGACCUUUGCAUCUGCAACGCAGGCAUGGCGUAUUACGCGUCUGCAAGGACGAAGCGCUUGCGCAAGUACUUGAUCUUGCAUGAGCAUGGUUCUAAGGGACUUGAUUGGAGUAGGCGUCGCGCAGUCAGUGAGGCGGGGCUGAUGCAGCUCCAUGCCACCUCGCUGUAGCCUUCUCCUGUCACUGAUCGACCACACCACAUAAGGGAUACUAACGGCAGCCACUGCACGAUCGUAACUCUGGCCAGGUACCAGGCUGCAUCCUAUAUGAUCUGGCUGAUUCGCUGUUGCUAUCCUUAGUCCCUUACGCAAGUCCCUCCCUCCCCGUAGCAGUCUACAUGGCAGCUCAAGUACCUGAAUACUACCUUUCUCGCAAUUGGGACUAUCCUCCCACGCCGGACGGCCCGAUUCAGAUCGGCAAUGUCAUAUCCUCGCUCAAAGAGCCGCACCGCCCCCUUGCAACAGUGAAGCCCGAUAUUGGAUCUCUGAUCACUUCGACAAAGACUGGCACGUCGCUCAGAGAAGAGAAGGGGAGGUCUGGCGGGCUGUCGUUCAUGACUACGUUUUUGGGUGGAUUGCUACCUCUGUCUGGCGACGUAGGGAUCAACGGUGAAAGAUCGUCAGGAAAGUAUUUUACGUUCAAUAGCCUUGAUACUACCUACAUCAACACUGCCGGGGGAGACACUGAUAAGGGCGAUCAGACGAAAUACCAAGCGUACAUCGACCGCUGCGUCCGGGCUGACGGUGUCAUACGCUACCUUGAUCGAACAUGGUUCCGCAAACACGUUUGGGUCGUCACGGGCAUAAAGGUUGUUCGAGGAGGGGGAAUCUCUACAACGCAGUCGAGUACUACAGACGUGGCGCUCGGUGUUCAGGCCGAUGGAACAGCAAUCAGUGGGGGCGCAGUUCCGGUAGGCGGUGGCCCUGAAGUUUGCGCUGGUCGGAAGUCGAAGUUCAAUGUGUCCUGGAACGGAAGCACCGACUUUGUGCUGGCAUACAAGGUUAGCAAAAUCAAGGUUGACAAACUAGGGAAAGCGAAGAAAGAGAGAGAGUAUCUCAAGGGCGCCUAUCUCGAGCUUACGACUGCAGACGCGGAGUCUUUUGAGCUGGCUGUUACUCCCGUGGACAAACCUCGUCCUGACGUGAAGUGUAGUACCUUCACUGUGGCGGAAACAGAGGGCGAGAACUUGGUUACUUUGGGCAUUGUGGAGGACUCCGACGAUGAGGAUUGAGCUACCCGAGUGACUAUGCGCGGCGUUUCCUUGCAUUUCCUUUCAAUCAGAGUCGUGAAUGACUUUUUUCAUCUCCCUUUGAAUGUCCGCUUCAUGCCAUCCGAACAUGUGUCCAGGAGCCGAUUGUAGGCUCAAGUAGAACACCCUGUCUCGUUCUUGCGCCAUACUUUUCAGAACU
Macroventuria anomochaeta is the source of this 1430-nucleotide messenger RNA. RefSeq lists its product as uncharacterized. The transcript has 2 exons. Lineage: Eukaryota; Fungi; Ascomycota; Dothideomycetes; Pleosporales; Didymellaceae. The record is from RefSeq and is a predicted model, not a curated record. Bases 359 to 1252 code for a protein of 297 amino acids.